GAUGGAAAGCCGAUUCUUUUUCACUGAUUCGUUUGCCGUGCGAAAAGUUCCGAACGGAGUUUGUGUCGAUUUUCAAACGAUAUAAAUGUCUAGAAGUAUUUUUUUUCAUUUUGGAUGAAAAGUGAAAAUUGCUGUUUUAUUAAAUCAAGGCCAACAUACUGAGUUUAAAUCUUUAGUGUUGUAAAAUCUGGCAUAAAUUCGUUGCAAUGCAGAACGUGGAGCUCGUGGUAGAACGAAGACUUCGCCCUAUAUUUGAAUCGAUCGAGAUCGGUAAUUACAAGAAAGCUCUACAGGAUGUGGAGAAAGUGCUUCGAAAAAAUCCUACCAUCCAGUGCGGGCGAGCAUUAAAAGCCUGGGCUUACAUACGGUUAGGAAGAGACGAGGAAAGUGCAAGUUUGAUUCGAGCCUUGGAGCAGGAAACUCCGACAGAAUCAACGACGUUACAUGUAAUGACUCUUUGUUACAAAGAAACGGAUCAGUUGAAUAAAAUCUGCCAGUUGUUCGCCAAUGCCUCCAAACAGCAUCCUGGAAAUGAAGAACUGUUGUCGCAGUUGUUUAUUGCACACAUGCGAGUAAAUGACUUUAAAGCACAGCAAACAGUAGCAUUGCAGUUGUACAAACUGAAACCAAGAAAUCCAUUCUAUUUUUGGGCUGUUAUGAGUGUUGUUCUUCAAGCCGUGCGUGGACCUGAUUCAAAAGAUCCACAAAAAUCGAAACUGCUGCUGGUCUUGGCACAACGUAUGGUUGACAAGUUAAACGCCGAGAAUAAACUGGAAGCUUCACAGGAAGUUCAAUUGUACUUGCAAAUAUUGCAACACCAGGAAAAACAUCAGGAAAUGUUAGACUUUUUAGAGGGUAGUGUUUGUCAAAAACUGUAUCCAGGAGCUCCACAUUCGAUAAAAAUUGAUCUUCUGAAGAAGCUCGACAAAUGGGCGGACUUGAAUAAAAUGAUGAAACAAAUGUUGUUAGAAGACUCUGAUCGGUGGGAUUAUUAUCUCGACUAUAUUCAAUCAACCUUCGAACUUAUUAAAGUGAAUGACGAGACUCCUGGGACGGAUCAUAGCACAGAAAUGUGCCAUGAAUUCAUAUGUGGAAUCAUAGAAUCGCAACCACGCCAGCAUAGAGGUCCCUAUCUGGCAAGAUUGGAACUCAACCGUCUAAUGGUAGAAAAUAAGUGCGACAAAGAGCAAUUGUUUGGAGAGCUGACAGAGCUGUUGCUCGAUUACUUUCGAAUUUUUGGUGACAAAACAUGCUGUGCGAAUGAUCUUAAGAUGUUUCUGGAGUAUGUGGAUCCUGUGAAGCGUCCCGGGUUUGCUGCAAAAUUGAUGCAAGAAUGUCGAAUAAAUCCGGUUACACUACCGAGCAACAAAGAACACAUGCAACGACAUAUUUGCUCGCUGCAGAUAGCUCGAUUUUGUGGGGCGCAUGCCGCAUUGAGUGAGGAACACUUGUCGGCACUCUAUACGGCACUAAGUUUGCACUACGAGCAUGGGUACAAUGCUUUUGGGAGAGGACUGCUUCCAACUGAUAUGGGCCCUUCAGAUCCCUACGCUCUGCUGGCAGUAAACAUUAUGUACGACCGUGCCUGGACGCUGCAACGCUCCGAACCUCUAGUAGAAGCACUCUGCUUGCUGGAACAUCUGCUUUCUAACAGCAUCAACAACUUUCAUGGCAAGCUUCUCAGUCUUCAGUUGUACCAUAGGUUAGGUAUGACAGACACCGCCCACCGAGUGUUUGAAUCGCUCGACAUCAAACACAUUCAGUUGGACUCGCUUGGAUUUCUGCAUUGUAGCCAGUUAUGCAACGGUGGUUAUCCAUCAUUGGCUAAGCAGUUGUUCGAUCAAACGCUGAAUUUUUUCAUCAACGAUCAUCAAAACAGUGUCGAGUUUAUUAAAACUUCAUACAACUUUGGGUCAUUCUCGAAACUAAUCGAGUUCCUGGAAUUCCGGGAUCGGUUAUCCAACAGUUUUCAUUUCACGCUCAUCUCAGUGGAAGCAUUACUCUUAGAGAUGGUAUGCUUCUGUGGUACAUUAGUGCAGAAUCUCAUCGCAUACCGAUUAAUGAGAAUAAAACCGCAGGAGGAUCGAAUUAAUUGGAAUGACCUAAGUGAUAAUCGUGAUCUGACCAUUUUUGUCCACUGGGAUCCUGCGGUGGAUUACUCAAAAGUUCUUCCACCAGAAGGUGCGUCGGAAGCACUGAAGGGUAGUAGUGAAUACACUGUCGUACUAGAGCCUAAGACGGUGCAAAAACAGCGUGAGGAAUUUCGGGAGGAGAGUUACAAACAAGAGAUGGAUCUUUUGCAGUUGCGUUCAACUUUGUUGAGGCUGGUUUCCUCAUUUAUAGAUUUAUAUGCCAAAGGAGCAGAUUAUGAAUUUGAAACGGCGGCAAAUCUAUGUCAACGAUGGGAGAAAAUUAUGGCUACCAUUAGAGAUAAAGAUCGACAAAGUAUAAGUGGAAAAUUUCUAGUCAAUUUGCUGCCGUCACGUUUACAUUUGAUGCUGAGGAUGCCAUACGAUUAUGUGUUCAAAAAUUUCGCGGAUUUUCUACUGUUGCUGUGGAAGGGUGAGAAACAUGAACUGAUACGAACUGCGGCUGAUACGUGUGUGAAGGAUAUUGGCGAGCUGUUUGCGAUAAUUGCGAACGCAAUUAGUGAUUAUAAUAAAUCCGGAGAUCUCCUAUGGAACCGCAAGCAGGUUCACGAUACUGUGAAUGCCGGAAUUGAGACAACUUCCAUCAAUAAUUGUGGCCUGGCAAUGCUUUCGUAUUUUUUUCAGAUUGCUUGCCUGGUUCUGUUUGUGCUGACAGUUUGCUACGAUAAAUACUCUCAGGCACCACCUCCGCAACCCACACGUAAACCGAAGAAAAAGGAGAGUGAACAGAAUAAUCAUGAAUGCACUGUGGUGAUGAAUGAGAAAAAUCGACUUCAUCUCGUAACAGAACUGCUUCGGACUUUGAAGGUCAACAUUAUCGAGUGCGAAGCAGCGCUUUCUUCCUGGGAGGCGCCACUAGUAUCAGAUUCCUUAACCGCAGCAUUAGAGCAAAUGUCACUUAACCCUAAAAGUGAAAGCAGUGUGCGACUCAAACUCAUGGACAGUCAUGUAGGCGAGAUUAAAGAACUGAAAAAACUUCUAAAAGACAAGUUGAAAUUGAUCAACAAAUCAAUUUAAUGUAAAUUCCAACGGACGCACUACUAGAGGUUGUUAAAGCUGCCGGGAAUGUUUAGAUUUUUCUUAGAGUAACUGUGAAAUGGCACCACAUGGUAGGCACUACGAAGGCGAUGACUGGUAGUAUAUAAGAUAUUAUGUCAUUAGCAGAUGUUAUAAGCAAUUUUCUGCAUAUAUACAUCACACAGUUUGCCCUAAACACAUUUGCACAUUUUUCUCAUGUUGUUAUCAUGGCCUCAUGCUCGCUUAAUGUUUAGCGAGAACAUUCAGAAACUGCAUGUCCGCUCGAUUCGUAACUCAUUGUUGGUCGAAAUCUUUUACGUAGUAAAAAUUUGUAUUGAAGAUUCAAGCAAUGCACUAGCGAGCAAACAGUUAUCAAAACAAUCAUUAACUUGUCAUUUACUGCUGGACAGCACACGUAUUGCCGAUUUAUCCAGUUUUCUUGAUUAAACUUUUGCUUACACCUUUAUCCCAUUAUGUAGUGUCGUAUGAAACGUACGCGGAUACCGAUAAGAUUUAUUAUAAUAAAGAUGUUUAAUUAAGUUUGGAAUGUUUUAGGUACAAAAACUCGACUAAAUAAACUGAAUGUGACCAAA
This is a messenger RNA of Wyeomyia smithii (pitcher-plant mosquito), 3760 nucleotides long. RefSeq names its product phagocyte signaling-impaired protein (gene psidin). Gene Ontology annotation, cellular component: cytoplasm; NatB complex. Gene Ontology annotation, biological process: N-terminal peptidyl-methionine acetylation. Lineage: Eukaryota; Metazoa; Arthropoda; Insecta; Diptera; Culicidae. Gene Ontology annotation, molecular function: protein binding; protein-N-terminal amino-acid acetyltransferase activity. Bases 207 to 3167 code for a protein of 986 amino acids. The record is from RefSeq and is a predicted model, not a curated record. The transcript has 8 exons.